Zea mays is the source of this 763-nucleotide messenger RNA. RefSeq lists its product as uncharacterized. NCBI's taxonomy places the organism in Eukaryota, Viridiplantae, Streptophyta, Magnoliopsida, Poales, Poaceae. The record is from RefSeq and is marked validated.
AUCAAUUUCGGACACCUAUUACUCGGGCGGCCACCACCUCAUUCGGUCUCUUGCUCUCUCCCUCCUUGUGCACAGCCAUGUCUAGACGCUUCCAGCUGCCCCCCAUCCUCUCCUUCCUAAUCACCGUGCUGAUCAGCGGCACGGCGUCGGCAGACACGCCGGACUGCCCAUACCCGUGCCUGCCGCCGCCAUCCGCUGCAGGAGCCAUCAACGGCUACCCGCCACCGCAACCGUCCACUGGAGGCGGCGGCGGCCUCGGCGGCAGCUAUCCGCCACCUCCGCCAGGGAGCUUCCAGCUGACCCCGCCGGGAGCGAUGCCCGCGGGCUUCUCCCCACCGUACAGUGGAUUCCCCUCUGGGCCAGCCCCGCCGCCGCCGAACCCCGUCCUCCCGUGGUUCCCGUGGUACUACCAGCGCACCAACCCGAUCACGGGGUCGACGACGUCGGCGUCCUCACCUGCCAUGGACGCCCGGUGGACAGUCACAGUCGCGGUGCUUUUCCAUCUGCCCUUGCUCGUUCUUCUUCGUGUUCUGUAGAGAGUACCUGGCUACCUGCAGCCGAUAGGCGAGUUAAUUAAGGUGCUUCGUUUUGCUAUUUUAUAAGUGCUAGAAACGUGUUAUAUAUAGAAUAUAUUACUUAAGUUUGUGAAGUAGUGUUAUUUUAUUUUUGGUGUAAUUUAUUUUGUCUGUGAGUGACCCCUCACAUGCAUAUCGCUCUUUUUUUACUGUAUUCUGAGCAAAGUUUUACAUGGUUAUCAUGAUCA